Molecule: messenger RNA, 1586 nt
Organism: Glycine soja
Lineage: Eukaryota; Viridiplantae; Streptophyta; Magnoliopsida; Fabales; Fabaceae
Product: transcription factor bHLH68-like
Exons: 9
Coding region: 200-1204 (334 amino acids)
Biological process (GO): regulation of transcription by RNA polymerase II
Cellular component (GO): nucleus
Molecular function (GO): RNA polymerase II cis-regulatory region sequence-specific DNA binding; protein dimerization activity; DNA-binding transcription factor activity, RNA polymerase II-specific
Source: RefSeq, a predicted model, not a curated record
AAACUCCAUAAUUAUUAUUCAAAUUCUUUCAAAACGGGUCCAAGCCCCUACUUAAUCAACCCAAGGAGGACCUCUCAAAUUUUCUACAAAGGCAGUGUUUGGGUUGGGACAUCAAGCUAAGAAAGGGAAAGAGAAAGAUCACAGAAAGAGAAUUCAUCUUUCUUUGCGAACAGCUAAAAACCUCAAAGGGAAAGAAGGCAUGAAUAGAGGUGUUCUUCAGAGCUCACCAGUGCAACAAAUGAUGACUGGAAACCCUAACUGGUGGAACAUCAAUAUCAAUAGCAUGGCUCCACAAGCUCCUCCUUUCUUGUCCACUCCUAACAACUUUCCUAUCCCUUGUGCUCCCACUUCUCUUCCCUUUCCUUCUUGGCAUGAGAAUCAAGAUCUUCCAGAGUCAUGGAGCCAGCUACUUAUGAGUGGAGUGGUGGAUGAACAAGGUAAGGCUGGGAUGGGUCAGUUUAUUCAGACUAAGAAGUUGGAGAGCUGGGAGGAUCAAAUGCUAGGUCAGGCUCCAAACGCUUCUCUUGUUGAUGUUAAACAAGAAAACUUGGUUAACAGCUAUGCAUAUGGGCAUGGAAGCGAAGAACUUCAGUCAUCAAAGCCAUCUUGGUCUCCAAAAUCAUGUGUGACAACAAGUUUCAGUAGCAACAUGUUAGAUUUCUCUAACAAUAAGACAGAUGCAAGGCAUCCACCACCAGAUCUAUCUUCUGAGUGCAACAGCACUGCAGCUGGUGGGGCACUCAAGAAAGCUAGGGUUCAACCCUCUGCUACAACGCAGACUACGUUCAAGGUUAGGAAGGAAAAGCUAGGUGAGAGAAUUACGGCCCUUCAUCAGCUCGUUUCCCCAUUUGGGAAGACUGACACGGCCUCUGUCUUGUUAGAAGCUAUUGGGUAUAUCAGAUUCCUUCAGAGUCAAAUUGAGGCUCUUAGCUUACCAUACUUGAGCGGUGGAUCAGGGAACACGAGGCAGCAACAUUCUGUUCAAGGAGAGAAGAGAUGUAUAUUCCCUGAAGACCCCGGUCAGCUGCUGGAUGAAAACUGCUUGAAGAGGAAAGCAGCUGGAGAGCCGGAUACUCAAGAAGAACCAAAGAAGGGGCUGAGGAGUAGAGGGUUGUGUCUGGUGCCAGUGUCAUGCACACUGCAAGUUGGAAGUGACAAUGGAGCAGAUUAUUGGGCUCCAGCCCUAGGAGGGGGCUUUCGUUAGGAGUUUUUUACAAAUGGGGCAGCAUAUACAUAUAAAUAUGGUAGCAUGCAUAGAGGUAAAUUCAUGGAAAUGAUAUAACAUCAUGAGCAGUCAAUCUGCUAAAAAAAUCUAAGGCUGAUUGCUCAUGAUGCUAUACUUCAUUAUUCCUGAAUAAAAUGUGUGCUAGCUAGCCGUGACAGUAUUUGCAAGCCCUUGAAGACUUCAUAAUUCAUGGAAAUCAAGCUUAAUUAGUUUUCUUUAUUCUCAUUUAGCUUAAUUAAUUAAGAUGAUGGUACUAAUUAAUGCGCUAUAUUUCGAUGUAUAUGCAACAUUUGUGUGAUUAAUCAUUUGAAUGCUACUUUUUUAGCAGCAUUAAUUGAACUGAUUACCAUUAUGCUCACUA